AUGAAUGCAAAUAAUGAAGACAUUAAAUCAUUUCUUAUCCCUGAAGUAUACGAUCAAAAAAAUGAUAAAGUUGAAGAUGCAUUUCUAGCUUUUUUUGACGAUGUUGGAGGACCUGAAAUGGCACAAUUCUUUAUUAAUAUUAAUAAAGAACAUUUUAAAGAAAAGAGUGAAGAAAGUGACUAUUAUUCUAGUGAAGAGAACAAUGAAAAACCCGACGAAGAGAAUUUACUAAAUCAUAGAAUGGAUGUUGACUAUGAAGAGGAAAAUUAUAAAAUUGGUCAUAAACCAAUUGAAGUUUUAAUUGAUAAGAAGAAGAAAGACUUUCAUGAUAUUUGUUCCAUAAUGACUCUAAACCCAAAAACAAUGAAGACGGAAGCUUGCAACAAACCAAGUGCUCGAAGAUUAUGGAAUUUAAUUGGGAAUUGGGAAAUAAAUUCAAAAUGCUUAAAUGAUGUUGGUGAUAAUUGUGGAAAACUUGGAGUUUGCGAUUUUCAUUUUAAUAUGGAUCAGAGAUCGGAUUUUCAUCAAACAGGGUUAAAAAAUGAAGUUAAUAUUACUUCAGCAAUAAUUUCAUUUAAGAACUGCCUUUUCUGUAAUCAAGAUUAUCAUGUGUUUACAAGGGGAAUUAAUUGUAAAGCUCAUGCUUGGAGGAUAUUAGGAAAAGACAUUCUAUUGCCCUGCCUUGCAUUAUACACUUGUAAAAUAUUACAUACAGAUGAAUCAGUAAUUUGUGAAAGAUUAAACGUAGAGAAAAAUUAUUACCUUCCAAGUUACAUUUGUCAAGCUUGUAUCAACAUAAAUGGUGGUCAUAUUCAUACACCUCCAGGACAAGGAAAAAUGAUGUUAGACUGUACAUUAGAACAUAAAAACGAAACAAGUUCAGGAUUACAUAUUAUUGGAAAUUGGAUUUUAGAUGUAGCGGCCUCGUCGAAAGAAGAAUUAAAACGUGAUUUACUUAUUAAAUUAACACAUUCCUUGACUGUUUAUUGGCAAAAUAAACAACCAUCAAAUAAUCUUAAAUCUCAAAGUUCAACCAUUCCCCCGAGUGUCUUUAUAAUAAACACUUGUUUGAAACUAGGAGAAGCAGAAAAUUUAGUAAAAAAAAGACUAACUAAAUUAAGUCCGGAGGAUUCUCUACGAUUUGGGCAACAAUUAGGCAAAUCAAUUCUUCAGGAAAAUAAAUAUAUUCAAGAACAUGAAAAAGUAUUAGAAUCACCAACCUCUCUUCUUGAAUAUUAUAAUAAACUACCUGAAGUAGUUACGUUUUUUUUUCGUGGAAUGAUUAGUAUAUUACUUAAACAUCGAUUUGAUACGACACAAAGGCAACAUAAAGCCACCCCAAUAUAUCAAGAUCCUAUGAUUUUAGUGCGUAUUGUGACUUUUUUUGUGUCGAUUAUCUUAACAAUAGCAUAUAAAGGAAAAAAAUUUUGGGUAACUUAUUUAUUGGCAAGUAUUUGUAGGCGUCCUAAUUUUUUAGCAUCAUUACAGGCCGUAUUACAUUCAGUAUAUAUUGUAGCACACACACAAAAGCAAGAAAGUCGUUUAGAAAAGCAAAGAAUGAAGAUGGUUGAACCACAUAAAAAUUUAUUAUCUGGACCAAGGAUCUGGAAUCUAGCUGUCAUAGACAACAUUGACUUUAUCCCACAGUCAUUUAAGUUUGGAAAUAUAUUUGAUAUUCCAAGAAAGACCCUUCAUGCAACUUUGCGGAUGGUACUUCAGUAUACAAUGCCAGUACCUAUUUAUGGAAUUAGUGAGGCUCGUGCUAUCAUGCUAUCAAAUAAAAUGCGACCAAUAUUUGAGAUUUCAUCCUAUAUUUUAGAAAUCUUAGAUAUUUUUAGCCAUGUGUUUAAGGAAUCACUUGGUUGUACUUUCUUUCCAUUCUUUUCAUUUAAAAAUGAUUUUGAUAACACAAAUAUACAUAAAAAAAUUUUAUCAUUCAUUACUAAGGGAUGCUCUAUAGAUUCACCUAAUAUAGUAAUAUUGGAAGCUGGUGGUGAACCAAAUGACGACGAAGGAAUUUUUGAAUCAUGUGAGAUGUAUAGCGAUGAAAUAGAACUGACAAAAAAUAGGAUUCAUGAUAAUUUCACAGGUCGAAUCAAAAUUCAAGAAUAUUUAGAUAUUGCUUCAGAUGAAUCUAUUUUUCGUAGAACAUUAGAUUAUAAACGAGAUAUCAAUCCUUAUACACGUACUUUACUUGAUUUGUAUAAGAACGAAUAUACAUCAGAAAAUAUAGUUAUUUCACGAAAAGAAAAAAUGUGGACAUUAGCUUUGGAAAUUCUAAACUUAUUCGAAAAUCCAAAUCAGACAAUGCACAAAUUAUUGUACUUUUCGCCAGAACUAAAUUUUAAUGGAUAUAAUCUUUUAUUUACGGCUUACGAAAAAGGAAAAUCGCGUAUGGAGGCUCUUUUAAAACAAGAAGUUUAUGGCACAGAGCCACGUAAUACAUACGGAAGAAGAGAUCGUGAAGUUAAUAUUUAUACUUAUGCUCAAAUUCAAGAAUUAUUUACUCAAAGAAUUACUAAAUCCAAAGUUAUAUCAUCUAAACUCAACCCAACUCCAAUCUUUGAGUCGAUAAAAAGCCCGGUUGAGAAUAAUAUUCCUGAUUUAUCUUCUUCACAAAGUAAUCAUGACAAUGAGGAAGGUAAUUCACGAAAUUCACGAAAGAGAAAAUGUAAUUUUACACUAUCUGACAAAUUUUCCGAGAAAAAGGUCCGGAGGGUUACAAAAGAUAGUGAAAAAAGUAUAUUAGAUGUCUUUGCUAUGAAGUUUUUAAGUUCAACGCCUGCGAAUUCUGAUAUAAAUGAAGUUUUGUCUCAUCUUGAUUCAUCAUGGGAUCGUGAAAAUGUGUUACAAUAUGUAAGAAAUGCAAGAAAAAAAUUUAAAGGAAAAAUGUAA
This is a messenger RNA of Cetraspora pellucida, 2895 nucleotides long. The record is from the annotation of a GenBank genome assembly. Lineage: Eukaryota; Fungi; Glomeromycota; Glomeromycetes; Diversisporales; Gigasporaceae.